GGUUCCGAACCACUUGCCUCCAACAAAGGUAGCAACAAUUGUUUUGUUUUCCCCCAAAAAUGAGCUGGCGAGACAGUCUCACCAGCAUUCCGGGCACGGUGGCCCAGUUGAUCAACGAGAGUGCCAGCACCCUGAUGCACGUCUCAUCCUCGCUGGGAUCAACAGUUGGCACUGGGGGCUCCAGUGGACCUGGGUCCGAGGGCGGGGGCUCCGAGGAGAAUGGGCCACAGGGCGAGUACAGGGCGCUGCCCAUUCCCGCCUCCCUAGUGCGCGAGCAAUGGCGCCUGAUCUUCACCAGCGAUGCCAAUAUCCAGGACCUCCAGGCGGCCAUUGCCCACUGCAGAGAUCUCGUCCUGCUGAGCGAGGAACUCAGCGAAGAGCGACGCUGGCUGGUGCGGCACCUGGUGGAUCUGCGAUACUCGCUGCAGGAACUGGAGGAGGCCCAGGAGCAGCAGUCCCUGUCCUCAGACAUGGUCGUGAUGAACGCCAUCCGGGCGGUGGUGGGUCAUCACUUUGUGCCCCACCAUCCACACCAUGGCAAGCGGAGUCGCCUGCAGGCAGCCGCCAAGAGGAACUACUGUGACCACUGCACCACCAUCAUUUGGAGCGUGGUGCAAAACUCCUACGUGUGCAGCGACUGCGGCUUCCUUGUCCAUCAAAAGUGCAUCGAUGGGGUGAAGAGGGUAUGUGCCCAUGUCCUGGUCUCUGAGCGCCAGCAUCCCAUCUCGGAGAUCUGCCCGGAAAUCGGACUGGCCGCCCAGGGAUACAAGUGCGCCGAGUGCGGAACUAUGCUAAAUAUAAAAAACACCUGGAUUGAGCCACGUCUAUGCGACUAUAGUGGAUUGUACUACUGUCCUCGCUGCAACUGGAACGAUAGCAACUUUAUACCAGCCCGCAUUAUCCACAACUGGGACUUUUCCCCUCGUCGAGUUUCGCGCACGGCUCUCCAGGAAAUCCGGUUGUUCCUGAACAAACCCCUAAUCCGUUUGGAGGAGGACAAUCCCAAGCUGUUUGUGUUCGUGGAGAAGCUGUGUGCGGUGAAGAAAUUGCGUCAGAAUCUUGUGCACAUGCGCCACUACCUGGCCGCCUGCAGGAUCGCCAGUGAUCUGAAGCUGGUGGAUCAGCAACUGGGCGGCAGACGACAUCUGGCGCAGUCCAAUGAGUUCUAUUCCCUAAAGGAUCUCACGCAGGUGGAGUCCGGAGCCCUCACCGAAUUCCUGCAGGCAGUUUUCAAGGCUUUCAACGAUCACAUAAGGUCCUGCCCCAUGUGCCUCGCCCAGGCGUACAUCUGCGAAAUCUGCAGCAACAACGAGGUGAUCUUCCCCUUCGACGACGGCUGCAUCAAAUGCGACCAGUGCAACUCCAUUUACCACCGCGUUUGCCUCACUCGCAAAAAUAUGAUAUGCCCCAAGUGCAUUCGCAUCCAGGAGCGGCGACUCCAACUGGAUCGCAUGAAGAGCUCCGAGGAUGAUGACGAAGUGGCCACCGAUGAUGAAGUGGCUCUUGCAGAAUAACUGAUACAAUCAGAGCUCACUUGAAACUGUGCUGGUUUUUAAUAUGUUAUAUGUACAUAAGAUGUAACUACAAAAUGUAUAACUACUAUUACUAUUAGAUUUAA
Molecule: messenger RNA, 1618 nt
Organism: Drosophila subpulchrella
Lineage: Eukaryota; Metazoa; Arthropoda; Insecta; Diptera; Drosophilidae
Gene: DEF8
Product: differentially expressed in FDCP 8 homolog
Exons: 2
Coding region: 60-1514 (484 amino acids)
Source: RefSeq, a predicted model, not a curated record